AUGUUUUCAAAAAAAGCUGUUACCGGAGCUACUAGGUUGCUUGUGAGGCAUUAUCAAGUUCCUACAACGACCCGGAAGAUUAUUCCUGUGUAUCCACCAGUACAAGAAGCUCCUGCAUCCAACCUUGUCAAGAAAAUCGCAAAAAAAGAUGUUGAUUCCAUACUGGAUCCUAAUGGAUGGCGUCAAAAGCUAAUCUCUGUCCACAAUAAAGAGCGUAUCAGAGCAGGAGAUGUCGUAAGAGUUGUUUACGAUGGAGAAAAAUGUAAGUAUGACAACAUAAUGGGCUACGUGCUUUCAGUGGAUCGCAAGGCUCUGGCACAGGACGCUUCUCUCCUUUUAAGAAAUCAAAUCUCCAAAACAUUUGUUGAAACUAGAGUUCCACUAUUUUCUCCUUUAAUUGAGAGAAUUGAUAUAAUCAGAAGAGCGGAUGCUAGGAGAGAAAGGAACAAGCACUAUUACAUAAGAGGCACCAAACUGGAUGUUGGUGACCUGGAAGCGGGUAUGAGAAAAAGAAAAUAG
Molecule: messenger RNA, 519 nt
Organism: Lachancea fermentati
Lineage: Eukaryota; Fungi; Ascomycota; Saccharomycetes; Saccharomycetales; Saccharomycetaceae
Source: the annotation of a GenBank genome assembly